Molecule: messenger RNA, 1087 nt
Organism: Pollicipes pollicipes
Lineage: Eukaryota; Metazoa; Arthropoda; Thecostraca; Pollicipedomorpha; Pollicipedidae
Product: dehydrogenase/reductase SDR family member 11
Exons: 7
Coding region: 123-881 (252 amino acids)
Molecular function (GO): oxidoreductase activity
Source: RefSeq, a predicted model, not a curated record
GCAGACCCCGCUGCUCGCCAGGCGAGCUGCCGCGCUUUGACCUGCCGGGUCCUCCGCCCGCUCGCAGUCAGAGCCGCCCCGCCGCUGGUCAGCCCACGCCUGUCGGAGGACGCUCGUGCACAAUGGAGAGGUACAGGGGCCGUGUUGCCGUUAUCACCGGCGUCAGCUCCGGCAUCGGUGAAGCCCUGGUCCGGGCCCUGGUCCAGGCAGGGGUCAGAGUCGCCGGCUGUGCUCGCAGCUCGGAGAAACUGCAGACGCUGAAGCAGUCCUUGGGGACUGACCAGGCCCGGUUCCUCGCGGUGACCUGCGACCUGGCCCAAGAGGACCAGGUGCGAGCCUUCUUCAGCCAGGUCGUGGCCGAGUGGGGCUCGGUCGACAUCCUCAUCAACAACGCCGGUCUGGCCUUCAACUCAUCACUUCUUGACGGCACUGUUGAGGAAUGGAGGACGAUGGCAAACAUCAAUAUCGUGGCCCUCUGCUUCUGCACCCAGCUGGCUGUGCAAACUAUGCAGGAGACAGGCGUCACGGACGGCUACAUCAUCCACAUCAACAGCGAAUCGGGUCACAUGCAUCCGGUGCCCUCCAAGUUCCACUUCUACUCGGCCACGAAGCACGCUGUGCGGGCGCUAACCGAGAGCAUGCGGCUGGAGCUGAGCAAGACACUGCCCAGCGCUCGGAUCAGCUCGGUGAGCCCCGGACUUGUGGAGACGCAGUUCCUGGCCAAGAUGUCAGGUCGGCCGGAGCAGCAGCUGAACGUGUUCACCCGCAUGAAGGCGCUACAGGUGGAAGACGUGGUCGAGACCGUGGUGCACCUGCUCGAGACUCCGCUUCAUGUCCAGAUACACGACGUCCUGCUGAGGCCUACUGCACAAACGUCGUGACCACAACGCAGCUGACGGAAAGCGCCUGGAGCGUUUGGACGCAUGAAGCCUGCCGUUGCCUCGAAACCCGAAGUUCAGAAUGUAGCGUUUGAGAAAGUUUCAUCUUGCCUCUCAUGUGGGGUGUCAUGCGCCCGUUUAGUACUCAAGACUGCUUGCGGUGUCCAGCAGGGUAGUAAAUAAACGCAUAUUUUGCACGUGUGGCCGGA